ACUUGUCUUCUCUGCUUUUCAAACAACACACAAAAACAAGCCUUCUUUUUCUUCUUUGUGAUCUCACAAAAUGUCUUCUUUCAAGAGCAAGUAUCAAGAUGAGCUCAUUGCCAAUGCUGCUUACAUUGGCUCCCCUGGAAAGGGUAUCCUUGCUGCUGAUGAGUCAACUGGUACAAUUGGCAAGCGUCUGGCCAGCAUCAAUGUUGAGAAUGUUGAAACAAACAGGCGUGUUCUUCGUGAGCUUCUAUUCACUGCCCCUGGUUGUCUAGAAUGUCUCAGUGGUGUGAUCUUGUUUGAGGAAACACUAUACCAAAAGACUGCUGCAGGAAAACCCUUUGUGGAGGUGUUGAAGGCAGGUGGAGUUCUUGCUGGUAUUAAGGUUGACAAGGGAACUGUUGAACUUGCUGGAACAAAUGGGGAAACCACCACACAGGGUUUGGAUGACCUUGCUGGGCGCUGCCAGAAGUACUAUGAAGCUGGUGCAAGGUUUGCUAAAUGGCGUGCUGUGCUGAAGAUUGGUCCAAACGAACCAUCUCCAUUGGCUAUCCAUGAAAAUGCAUAUGGUUUGGCUCGUUAUGCUGCCAUAUGCCAGGAGAAUGGUUUGGUUCCAAUUGUGGAGCCUGAGAUUCUAGUGGAUGGACCUCAUGACAUUAACAAAUGUGCUGAUGUUACUGAGCGUGUUCUUGCUGCAUGCUACAAGGCCUUAAAUGACCAUCAUGUUCUUCUUGAGGGUACCCUUUUGAAGCCUAACAUGGUGACCCCUGGAUCAGAUUCUCCAAAGGUUGCUCCAGAGGUGAUAGCAGAGCACACAGUUAGAGCUUUGUUGCGAACCGUUCCUCCUGCGGUUCCUGCUAUAGUUUUCUUGUCUGGGGGGCAAAGUGAGGAGGAGGCAACCAUAAACCUCAAUGCAAUGAACAAGCUCAAGGGAAAGAAGCCUUGGUCUCUUACAUUCUCUUUUGGAAGGGCACUUCAGCAGAGCACUCUUAAGGCAUGGGCUGGGAAGGAUGAAAACAUUCCCAAGGCACAGGCUGCAUUGCUCACUAGGUGCAAGGCAAACUCAAAUGCAACUCUUGGAACUUACAAAGGUGAUUCUAACCUUGGUGAGGGUGCUUCGGAGUCUCUCCAUGUCAAGGACUACAAAUACUAAAAAUACUAAGAGGAGUGAGCUUCUGAUUGUACUUUGUUUUUAUUUGGAGUUAUUUGCAGUAUUGGCACCUCAAGGUGAUGGUGUUCUUUUGUAGGUUUUGUAGUCACUUUUUUUGCUUCCCAUUCUCGGUCAUAGGAGGGUCCUUGGUAUAUUAUGAAUAAUGGCUUCAGCUUUUGGGUUGGUCGGCUUUUAUUUUUCAACAAUGUUAUUUGUACAUUGUUUUUGUUGCACAUCUUUCUUUUCGAAUAAUAA
This is a messenger RNA of Gastrolobium bilobum, 1399 nucleotides long. Its product is annotated as fructose-bisphosphate aldolase 6, cytosolic-like. The transcript has 3 exons. The record is from RefSeq and is a predicted model, not a curated record. NCBI's taxonomy places the organism in Eukaryota, Viridiplantae, Streptophyta, Magnoliopsida, Fabales, Fabaceae. Gene Ontology annotation, biological process: glycolytic process; fructose 1,6-bisphosphate metabolic process. Gene Ontology annotation, molecular function: fructose-bisphosphate aldolase activity. Gene Ontology annotation, cellular component: cytosol. The coding region runs from base 71 to 1147 and encodes 358 amino acids.